CUUCCACGAGAAGGCAAAGAAACGACCGGUAUGAAAGUCAAAUCGUGAAAAGUAAUCCCCAUAAAUCGCCUCGGUAGAGCCCCUCGCUUGACCACAACGUGUGAAUGGCGAGUGGGAGGGUCCCUGGCUGGCUGCGUGACAGGUUUUGUCCACGCGUGGCCCCCGCACCAUUACCGCCGCGCUUAUUCCACGAGCGGGGGGCUCGGUGACAGGAGCGCCGACGGAGCGACAUGAUCCCCGGACACGCUCGCAACCUGCUCGCGGCCGUGACCUGGGUGCUGCUCCUCUCCGGAGCCUCGCCGCGGUCACACCGUCAGGAGCAUGUCAGCUUCGGUGACAGUGAGGAGUGCUCCGAUAGCAACAUCUCCACCACCAAGUACUCCUGCCUCAAAGCCAGUGGGGACGUUGCAACGUGCUACAGAAAGCAGUGCUGCCGGGGCUUCAAGUUCGUGCUGGGCCAGUGCAUUCCUGAAGACUACGAUGUGUGCGCCGGUGCCCCCUGCGAGCAACAGUGCAGCGAUCACUUUGGCCGCGUGGUGUGCACCUGUUACUCCGGCUACCGCUACCACCGCGAGCGCCACAGGAACCGCGAAAAGCCCUACUGCCUGGACAUCGACGAGUGUCGCGACACGAACGUGACGGCGUGCUCCCAACUCUGCGUCAACACGGUGGGGAGCUUCCGCUGCGAAUGCGAUCCGGGCUACUUCCUGGAGGAAGACGGGCGAACGUGCACUAAAGAAGAGAGAGCGCUGCACAAUGUCUUGGAGAAAUCUGACAACGUGAUGAACACGGGGACCUGCUCGGCCACGUGCGAUGACUUCCAGCAGAUCAAGACCACUGUGCUGCAGCUCAAACAGAAGUUGCUGUCAAGCAGUGCUGACGUUCCAGAGCAGAGGACCAACGACAAAAUCUCAGCUGCCUUUUUAACAGGACCCCCGGGCCUGCCUGGCCCACCAGGCGAAUCUGGACCAGAAGGACAGCCGGGUCUUGUAGGACAGUCGGGGCCCCCGGGCCGUCCUGGACCAAGGGGUCUGAUGGGUCCCAUGGGGCCCACGCCAGACUUGACCCACAUCAAACGAGGCCCUCGCGGACCUGUGGGCCCUCCGGGAGCACCGGGAAAAGAUGGACACAAGGGGGAGCGAGGAGCACCCGGGCCUGUCGGACCUCCAGGCCCGCCAGGCUCCUUCGACUUCCUGCUGCUGCUCAUGGCCGACAUCCGCAACGACAUCGCCGACCUCCAGACCAAAAUGUACGGCCGAGCGCCCCUCUUCCCGGGGGAGGAGCUCUCCGCGACGCACGGCGGCUGGCGAGACGGCCAGGACGUCGGCUCCGGCGAGGACGACCGAGGGACGCCGCCGCCGCCGCCGCCGCCGCCGCCGCACUCCCAGAGGACCCGCAAGAGGAAGCGAAGCAGAACCGACCGCAGUGGAUUCUAAAUAGUCAAUGUGAGGUGUAAAUAUCUUAUUAUUAUUUAACUAUUUUUAUUAACAGAAUGUAUCAUAUGCCUUUUGGAUCGCAGAUGUUUAUUUUUCUACGAUAUAUGCAAGAUGAUGAUUAUUUUUUAACAUUUGAACAUUCUUCUCAGCACAUUAAAAGGAAAAACUUACCAUAAAUCUUCACUUUCUCAUUAUGAUUAUGAUGAUGAUGAUGAUGAUUAUUAUUAUUAUAUCAUAGUAUUAUUUGUAAAAGUCACUAAAAAUGGAUGUCAAAUGUUUGGGCUCUUAAAUUUAUUUAUUUAUUUUCAUAAAUUAACAUCUUUAGUCUUGUGAAAAAAACUAUAAUAAUCAUAAAAUCAUCAUUCCCGCUUUUCCACGAGAGAGUGCUUCGGCCUGAGCGCAAAAACAGGAAAUCGGCAAGUUUUCUUUCUUCUUGUAACUUUCAAAUGUUUUCCCAUAAAAAAAAAAUUGUUUGUUUGUUUUUUUGGUCAUAAAACUAACAGAACUAUAGUAUUAGUAUAGUAUUAUAGUAACUAACUAACUAACUAACUAUAUAAUAUAGUAUACAGUAUUUUGGUAAAGUUUUUUUUGUUUUUUUGUUCAUGCUACGCCAAUCUCAUGUUGCGAAUUUUUCUCACAAAACUAUGACCUAAUUCUUGUAAACUUACAACUCUCGCAUAUUUUUUCCCUCAUGAAACUAUAAUGUAAUUGAUGUAACUUUACUACAGUAUUCUGGUUAUGUUAUUAUACAACUUUUUUUGCGAAGAAAUACAACAUUAUUCUCUUCACAUUACAACUUUUUUCCCCAUAAAAAAGCAACUUUGGUAAAAUUCUGAUUUUAUUGUAAAAAAAUGUUGGGUUUUUUUCCUCCCUAAAUGAACAAUUAUAACUUUUUUCGAAUAGAAAUACGUUUCAUAACGGGUGGCAUUUUCUGCUAAAAUGAAAAUUUGUCUCUCAUAAAUUCGCCUUUUUUCAUACGACGUUACGAAUGUUCUCAUCAUCCCACUGUUCUUGUAAGACUACAUCUUUUUCAUGAUAAAAUGGCAAUUCUUUUCUCAAAAAGAUAAUGUUAUUCUUUAACAAAACUAAAUUUUUAGCUCUAAAAAAACAUUCCCAUGGAACAGCUCUUUAUUUUAUUACUUGUACUUUAUUUUGAACGUCUGGUGAAAGAGGUCAAACAAUUUUGCUAAAUGAACUCAAGAUAUUAAUCUUAUAGAUUGAUUCCACAUGUAAGAUGAGUCCACUGUGAAGCUUUGUUGCCGUGGUAACAACAUAACAACUGGUGGAUGAUAAAGUAAAUAUAAUUUUUUUUUAAGGCUUGUUGACAUAUUUCACAGCACUCGAGUAAAUCUUCACUUAAGUCUGCUGACGUAAUAUCACCCGUGUGAAUCGUUCACACACUUUGGACGUUCAUUGUGUAAAUGAUAACAACAUGACAAAUAUCAUAUACACGCAGACACACACACACACACACACACACACUCUCCAGGCUGACAGUGUGACACGUAGCAAUAGAAGUGUUGUUACUGUCCUUACUUUUGUUUCCUUCAUGUGCUUUACACCUAUUUUUUUCUUGUAAAUGUGCAACUUUACUCUUUGAAACUUAAAUCUUUAUGAUAAUUAUUUAUUUAUUUAUUUAAACCUGUCUUGUUCCGCUGCAUGACCUUGCAGAAUGGUGGCGCUGUAUGCCUUUGUGCUGGAACAGUUUGCUGUGCAACAGGGGAAUUUGAAAUACUCCCUCUGCUUAUUUUUUAAUUUUACUAGGACUAGAACAUGGGGACUAGGACAUGCAAUAACUAACCAAGAGAAGCAGAUAAGAGAGGACAGACAAGGGCAGGACAGGAUGUGGGAAAAUGAGCAAGGCAGUGCUACUCUCGAGUGGUGCGGUACGAUUCUUUUUUUAGUGUCUGAAGAACCUGUGAGUUGAUAUGUUAGUAUAACCUGUGAUGUUAUUAGUGAUUCCAGCACAAGUCAUGAAAGUCUAUAGUGUUUCCAUCGAACCUAUUAGUGAAUGAACACCAUAUCACAUGCAUGUUAGUCGACUUGCGUACGGAGUUGCUGAGCCGGCACAUUGAGGAAGGGUGAGCACCCCACUGGUGACAGUCGUGGAAGGAACCAGCGCUCCACAGCACCCGGCCACAUCCAUCCCAAAAAAAAAAAAAAAAAAAUCACCAGCGCCCUGCGAAGCCCCACCCCCGCGCCAAAAUGCCGAGCCCCGGCACGCACCCCCCAAAACAAAAGGCCACAAGCUCUAAACAGGGAGCCAAGCCAAAACCCGCACACACAAACCACCCGACGCGAUGAAACAGUCCCAAAGAACCACCUCAACAACGCUACAUCAGACGCCCAGCCAAAACACUAAUCAAUGAAUACCAAGUCAACCGGGCCACCCCCACACACCGCCAAGAAAAUGGAGGCCCACAAGCCGCACACCGCCCAUCCAAACCACGCAAACUUCCCCGACCCAGCUCCCCAAAAGAACCGGAACCAAGAACCGCCUGGAUGUGAAAACCCACCACCCACCCUUUUACUAUGGUUACCAGGUCCCCGAACUGGCAACCGUUAUCCCUGUACCGUGACUGUGUGUGGUGGAGUGUCCAUCCAUCCAUCCAUUUUCUGAGCCGCUUCUCCUCACUAGGGUCGCGGGCGUGCUGGACCCUAGCCCAGCUAUCAUCGGGCAGGAGGCGGGGUACACCCUGAACUGGUUGCCAGCCAAUCGCAGGGCACAUACAAACAAACAACCAUCCGCGCUCACAUUCACACCUACGGGCAAUUUAGAGUCCUCAAUUAACCUACCAUGCAUGUUUUUGGGAUGUGGGAGGAAAGCGUAGUGCCCGGAGAAAACCCACGCAGGCACGGGGAGAACAUGCAAACUCCACACAGGCGGGGCUGGGGAUUGAACCCCGGUCCUCAGAACUGUGAGGCAGAUGCUGUAACCAGUCGUCCACCGUGCUGCCUUGGUGGUGUGUCGUGCAUUCAAAUUGGAGAAACUGUUGAGGGUGAGGGGAGACGGUCACAGGGCAAUAAUGACCUGCCACCGUCACCCCCACCCAGGCCGACCGGCUCCCCAAAGCAUAUGCCAAUGUAUGUAGUGCUUUAAAAAUCUGCAGGAGAGAAGCAUGGCUGCCCCUCCCCCAGUGCAGAACCAGCACAAAUGUGUCAGCACCCCACCAUACCUGGUGCCAGUCGCCCAGGGAACCCUGAAUGAGAUAUGAAUAUACCCAAUGUGCAAAAUAUGUACAGUGUGAGUAUUACAAAAAAAAGAGUGUGUUAAGUAAGACAUUAGACUCCUGCGGGUCGGGCCCGGCCCGACCGGUCAGCAGACCGCAGAGAAGAGGGGGGAAGUAGGCUCAGGGCAUCACCCGAAUCCGAGCGACCCUAAAACACUUGAUGUCAUGUGAUUAAAAAUCUCACAUUAUUUACUCCCCUGGCAAUAUUUAUUUUUCAUUUUACAAAAUAAAACCAUUCUUAAAAUUAUUAUGUAUUACUAUUCUCAUAACUAUGACUUUUGCUUGUAUGUUUUGCUUAUAUACUGUAUAUAUUUACUUUUAUUUUCAUAAUGUUAAGACUUAUUUAAGACUUAUCUAGUUUUCGUAACAUUUUUCAUGUUUUUGUGUGUCACACAAAAGUCACACUUUGAUUAAAGGUUUCAUAGAAAUCCCCA
Messenger RNA from Phyllopteryx taeniolatus (common seadragon), 5100 nucleotides. RefSeq names its product collagen and calcium binding EGF domains 1 (gene ccbe1). Gene Ontology annotation, molecular function: calcium ion binding. The transcript is spliced from 11 exons. The record is from RefSeq and is a predicted model, not a curated record. Lineage: Eukaryota; Metazoa; Chordata; Actinopteri; Syngnathiformes; Syngnathidae. The coding region runs from base 231 to 1436 and encodes 401 amino acids.